Molecule: messenger RNA, 631 nt
Organism: Eruca vesicaria subsp. sativa (arugula)
Lineage: Eukaryota; Viridiplantae; Streptophyta; Magnoliopsida; Brassicales; Brassicaceae
Source: the annotation of a GenBank genome assembly
CUCUCUAAAAAACUAGUUGUCACUUUGUAAAUGUAUCCUAAACUAUUAAAUAUACACGAUAACCCCUACAGUGUCUCAAAGACCAUGAAGAACGAGAAGGACCAAAAUGUGGAGACGAGCAGGGUCGAUGGGAGAGAAAGAGAAGAGGAAGAUGAAGAAGAGAAGAAGAUUGAUACGUUCUUUAAUCUCAUCAAAAGUUAUCAAGAAGCACGGAAGCGAAGAAGAGAAGAGUUAGGUCAAAGUUCAGGUGACGUGAGGAAGAAAACGAACGUGGGAGAGACAUCCGGUGUUGUGGUUCCGGCGUUUCAGCCGGAAGAUUUCUCUCAGUGUAGUGAUGUGAAGCCAUUGAUGGCUGUUUCAGAUCACAAGGAAGAAGAUGUAAAGGUGAAAGAAGAGGAAGAAGAAGCAAAGAAGGAGGAAGAAGAAGAGAAGGGUUUAGAUCUUAAUCUUGCAUUGUAGUGAAUUUUAUUUUAUUUUUUGAAUUUUUCACUUUGUAUUUGGGAUUCUGACUAAUUAUGAAUAUUUCAAACGUGUGUCCGAUCAAAAUAAUCAAAUCCUAAAAUGUAAAAUAGGCUAAAACAUUCGUCUAAUUCCUGACACUGGAAACUAUUAUCUACUGAAUAUUCGUUUU